AACCGACGGAUGUUACUGAAAUAAGUUGAUAAACUUCAGCAAUUUAUCACGCGCGUCCAAUAUCACACAUAAUCACAUCUGCGUAGCGGCAUCUCAAAAGUAUGCCUCGGAAAAACUUUUCUCGCCAUUCGAACGAUGAGAAGUCAUUCGCUACUACGAGAACCCACAGCUCCAACGACUAUCCCCGCUCCUCAAAAUCGACUUGACAAGCGAAAAUCUCAAUCCAAAAACUACAUACCUACCGUUAUAAGUCCGAAUUUCUUCGACAAAAGACAUCAAUCAUCAGGCUUUUCCCCCAAGAGAGAGAAGAGACAAGCUACAAUUGGCAACACUGUCGACGCUGCUCAGCUGCUCGCUGUAUUGGUCACGUGGCUCGGCUCUCACGGCAGUGGGCAGAAGUAAACACAUAAAGCGCUCGCGACGAGCCUCGGCUGCAGCAGUUCUCGAGCGCGACUCACAGCGUUCGCUUCACACGAAUUCUUUAACCCAUCAAGUUGAUCCUCUACGAGAUAAAUUAAAAAUUAACCAAUCAUGAAGACUUUGGUUGUAUUCCUAUUAGCAGCCAUUGCUGUUACCCAGGCUGUUUCUUUCCUGGAUCUUGUUCUGGAAGAAUGGAAGACCUUCAAGGUUCAACAUAAGAAAGGCUACAACAGUGACAUUGAAGAAAAGUUCAGGAUGAAGAUUUUCAUGGAAAAUAAACAUAAAAUUGCCAAGCAUAAUGCCAAAUAUGAAAUGGGACUGGUUCCUUACAAACUACAAAUCAACAAAUAUGCUGAUAUGCUCCAUCAUGAAUUCGUCAACACUCUUAACGGAUUCAAUAAGACCAAGCCAGGCAUGCUCCAAAGUUACCAGAAGCCAGUUGGAGCCAAAUUCAUAGCACCAGCUCAUGUUGAGCUUCCCAAAUCUGUAGACUGGAGGCAAGAGGGUGCCGUUACUCCUAUCAAGGAUCAGGGACACUGUGGUUCCUGCUGGUCAUUCUCAGCGACUGGUGCCUUGGAAGGUCAACACUUCAGACAAACCGGCAAGCUCGUCUCCCUCAGCGAACAAAAUCUGAUCGACUGCUCUGGCAAAUAUGGCAACAAUGGCUGCAACGGUGGUCUCAUGGACAACGCUUUUAAGUAUAUCAGAGACAACAAGGGCCUCGACACGGAGUCUACCUAUCCCUACGAGGCUGAAGAUGACGAAUGCCGUUACAACGCCCGCAACAGUGGUGCCGAGGAUGUCGGUUUUGUUGACAUUCCUGAGGGUGACGAAGAAAAGCUCAAAGCUGCCAUUGCCACCAUUGGUCCAGUAUCUGUUGCCAUUGACGCUUCGCAUCAGACUUUCCAGUUCUACUCUACCGGAGUUUACUAUGAACCUGAGUGCUCGUCUACCGAACUCGACCACGGAGUCCUUGUUGUUGGUUACGGAACAAGCGAGGACGGACAGGACUACUGGUUGGUCAAGAACAGCUGGGGCGAGACUUGGGGAGACAAGGGAUACAUCAAGAUGGCUCGCAACAAGGAAAAUCAUUGCGGUAUUGCCUCCUCUGCCAGUUAUCCUCUCGUCUAGAAAAUUUGUACAAGAAGAGAAAUCCAACGAGCCUAACUGAAGUACUGACGUCUUCAUGAGUUGGUGUUGUAAAUACUAUAAGAAUUCCAAAGUUGUUUAAACAACGUGUGAUUCAUUUUACUCUCCGCAUGACAAGUGCAUCAUUUUCGCGAUAGGAUGAUUUUUUUUUUGAAGAUAAGUAAGCAUUUAAUUGUGAUUUUUUAUAUAUAUACUGUUAAACAUGGUAUUCUAGGAAAGUAUAAGUGUGGACCCAUUUGCGUUAUCUUAUUAUUGUCAUCAUCGAGCAUGUCUUAUGAGUUUGAUUCCAUCGUUUUAAUUAUUAAUGAAAUAAGAAAACGCUCAAAGUGUUCCUCUGUAUUAUGAGAGAUUUUUACAAUGUGAAAUAAAACAAAAUAUAUAAAUUUUUAAA
Molecule: messenger RNA, 1960 nt
Organism: Nasonia vitripennis (jewel wasp)
Lineage: Eukaryota; Metazoa; Arthropoda; Insecta; Hymenoptera; Pteromalidae
Product: cathepsin L
Exons: 7
Coding region: 532-1551 (339 amino acids)
Biological process (GO): immune response
Cellular component (GO): lysosome
Molecular function (GO): cysteine-type endopeptidase activity
Source: RefSeq, a predicted model, not a curated record